Messenger RNA from Neoarius graeffei (lesser salmon catfish), 1499 nucleotides. It is a transcript of the gene gabrb1, whose product is annotated as gamma-aminobutyric acid type A receptor subunit beta1. The coding region runs from base 57 to 1499 and encodes 480 amino acids. Gene Ontology annotation, cellular component: neuron projection; membrane; synapse. The record is from RefSeq and is a predicted model, not a curated record. Lineage: Eukaryota; Metazoa; Chordata; Actinopteri; Siluriformes; Ariidae. Gene Ontology annotation, biological process: monoatomic ion transmembrane transport; chemical synaptic transmission; nervous system process. Gene Ontology annotation, molecular function: GABA-A receptor activity; neurotransmitter receptor activity; extracellular ligand-gated monoatomic ion channel activity. The transcript has 9 exons.
AUUGCGGUACCGCUUGGGAGCAGCUUGGACGGCGUGCAGCUCCCUGUGUGUGCGCGAUGUGGAGGGCUGGGGCGCACUGGCGUCCGGCGCUGCUGCUCCUGCCCCUGCUGAUGGCCGUGACACUCGGCCGCACUCCGAUCCCGCACAGGGGUAACGAGCCCAGCAACAUGUCGUACGUCAAAGUCACCGUGGACAAAUUGCUUAAAGGCUACGACAUUCGGCUCAGGCCCGAUUUUGGAGGUCCUCCGGUUGAUGUCGGGAUGAGUAUUGACAUCUCCAGUAUCGACAUGGUGUCUGAGGUGAACAUGGACUACACCAUCACCAUGUAUUUCCAGCAAUCAUGGCGUGAUAAACGCCUGUCCUAUACAGGAAUUCCUCUGAACUUAACGCUGGAUAACCGUGUGGCUGAUCAGCUAUGGGUGCCUGACACUUACUUCAUAAAUGACAAGAAAUCUUUCGUUCAUGGUGUCACCGUCAAGAACCGCAUGAUUCGGCUGCAUCCAGAUGGAACUGUGCUUUAUGGCCUCAGGAUAACUACAACAGCAGCCUGUAUGAUGGACCUGCGGAGGUACCCCCUGGAUGAACAGAACUGCACCCUGGAGAUUGAGAGCUAUGGUUAUACCACAGAUGACAUUGAGUUUUAUUGGCAGGAGGGAAGUUCAGUGACUGGAGUAGACAACAUUGAGUUGCCACAGUUCUCAAUCAUUGACUAUAAAACUUUGUCUAAGAAGGUGGUGUUUGCAACAGGGUCAUACCCUCGUCUGUCCCUGAGCUUUAAGCUGAAGAGAAACAUUGGAUAUUUUAUCCUGCAAACCUACAUGCCUUCAAACCUGAUCACCAUCCUGUCCUGGGUCUCCUUCUGGAUUAACUAUGACGCUUCUGCAGCACGGGUAGCUCUAGGAAUCACAACUGUUCUGACCAUGACCACCAUCAACACCCAUCUACGGGAGACGCUGCCCAAGAUCCCCUAUGUAAAAGCCAUAGAUAUAUAUCUAAUGGGCUGCUUUGUCUUCGUGUUCUUGGCCCUACUUGAGUAUGCAUUUGUUAACUACAUUUUCUUCGGCCGAGGGCCUCACCUACAGAAGAAAGUGGCAGAAAAAGCUGCUAAAAGCAACAAUGAGAAGAGCAGACUGGAGAGCAAUAAAAUCCAGGUGGAUGCCCAUGGGAACAUUCCCCUUACCAAUCUUGACCUGCGCCUCACUGGGGCUGAGAUGUUCGGUAAUCUUGGUGACCCUCGGAAUACCAUGUUUUCUUAUGACAGUGCCAGCAUCCAAUAUCGCAAGCCCCUGACAGGCUGUGACCUUUACGGCCGGCCGGCUGCUUCCCUUGAGCGGCCAAUCAAACACAAGAAGAGUCGCUUGAGGAAGCGGGCCUCUCAGCUAAAGGUGAAAAUUCCAGACCUGACAGAUGUGAAUGCCAUCGACAAAUGGUCGCGUGUCAUCUUUCCCAUCACAUACACUUUCUUUAACCUAGUUUACUGGCUUUACUAUGUCCACUAG